AUGCAGGUUGGUGAGGCUACUCUGAAGCUGUCGCAAACGGCGAUCAGUAACAAGCAACGACUCAAGAUACUGAAGGAAGAGGAGAGCAUUCUACGACAGGAAGAGCUGGAGUUAGAGCGCGAGAAGCAAGAACAGGAAGUCAAACGCAAACAGAAGGAGAAGAAAACAGAGC
Messenger RNA from Sphaeroforma arctica JP610, 172 nucleotides. RefSeq lists its product as hypothetical. The annotation marks the transcript as partial. NCBI's taxonomy places the organism in Eukaryota, Ichthyosporea, Ichthyophonida. The record is from RefSeq and is a predicted model, not a curated record. The transcript has a single exon.